Molecule: messenger RNA, 1497 nt
Organism: Colletotrichum phormii
Lineage: Eukaryota; Fungi; Ascomycota; Sordariomycetes; Glomerellales; Glomerellaceae
Product: zinc-binding dehydrogenase
Exons: 1
Coding region: 293-1315 (340 amino acids)
Cellular component (GO): mitochondrion
Molecular function (GO): oxidoreductase activity
Source: RefSeq, a predicted model, not a curated record
AGACCCCCAUGAGGCGUCAUCCGCGACGCUAGCCCCCAAUCUCACGGCGGCGCCGAGUCGCAUCGCGAAAGAUGUAGCCUAGGAAGGGCAUUGUCAUAACGGCUAGAGAUGAUGAAGAUCCAGUAUAAGUAAUGAAUGCGGGAACGACCAGAAGUUGUGACCCUAGACACAAGACUACAAGAUCAUCAAUAAAGACAUUCAUCACAUUUCGAAACCUUUUCAUAUCAAUAGCUUCACCUUGCACACGCAUUUUUAUCACUCCAAACUUCCAUCUCAGGCACUCAUAUCCAGGAUGUCUGCAACCACCAUCCGCAAGGCCGUCAUCACGGAGUUCGGCGACGUCUCAAAGGUUCAAAUCAUCCAAGACACGAUCGAGUCGCCCCCGGCAAACCACGUCCAAGUCUCAACCAUCUACUCCGGCUUCUCAGGCGCCGACAUCAACAUGCGCAAAGGCGUGUACCCUAUGCAGAAGAAGGCCCCACUGACCCCGGGCUACUGCCUUGUCGGCACCGUCAAGACCAACGGCCCCGGGUGCACAUCCAAACUCUCACCGGGCGACCUCGUCGCCUGUCUCACAAUUUACGACGCCGAAGCAGAGCUGGUCAACCUGCCUGAAAAGUACCUCAUCAGAUUGCCCGCCGGCACCGACCUGCAGCAGGCCACAGCUCUGAUCCUAGACUGGAACACGGCGUACGCUAUGGUCUUUGACGUCGCCAAAGUCAGCAAAGGGCAACGCGUCUUCAUCCACGGCAUCAGCGGAGCCGUCGGCUACGCCCUCAUGAAGCUGUGCCAGCUACAGGGCGCCGAGGUCUACGGCACGGCGUCGGAGCGAAACCACGCGGCCGCCCGGGAGCAGGGGGCCCACCCGUUCGUGUACACGGACAAGAAAUGGAUCCAAGCUGUGAAGGAGCUCGGCGGGGCGGACGCCGUGUUCGAUCCCCUCGGGUUCGAGAGCUGGGAUGAGUCCUUUUCGGUUCUGUCGCCCAUGGGUAUCCUGGUUGGGUACGGCGGCAAUCUGCGUUCGCUGAACGACGAUACGGAGCAUGGCUCUGUGAUUUUGCCGACGAUGAAGCUUAUGGCGCGCGGGAUGGUGCCGUUUUGCGGCAAGAGGACCAAGUUCUACUACAUUACGCGCGACGACGCAACGUUUGAGCCCAAUUUGAGGGCCUUGAUGGAGCUGGUGGCCGAGGGCAAGAUUACCGUUCCCAUUAAGAAAGUUUGGGAGCUCGAGGACAUUCAGGAUGCUCAUCACCAGUGGGCGAGCAGCACCGGGAUGGGAUCAUCGCUCAUUCGGCUGUCGGAUGUGAAAGCUUGAUGUUGAGUGAGACUGCGUGAGCGGAUGAGUGAAUGAGAGUGGAUGAGUGAGUUGUUGGGUGGAUAAGUAUGAAAUUUUAAGGAGCAGGCGUCACGGUGUUUUCAUAAUUAUCGAUAUAUCUCCACAAGUUUUGACUUGUAAUAGUAGAUUUAAUUCACAAAUGAGUUGUCCGAAUGAUUCGA